Molecule: messenger RNA, 1782 nt
Organism: Annulohypoxylon truncatum
Lineage: Eukaryota; Fungi; Ascomycota; Sordariomycetes; Xylariales; Hypoxylaceae
Exons: 3
Coding region: 583-1245 (220 amino acids)
Source: RefSeq, a predicted model, not a curated record
AAACAAUCCAAUAACCGUUUCCCUGAGGUUCACCAUGUCGAAUUCGUAAUGGCUAUCACCUUAAUGAACCUAUUAGAAGACAGCGCUUAUAUCUUCUACCCCUUGUAUCCCAUUGUCUACCAUGCGUCUUCUUCUAACAUUGAGAGCCAGCAACGCAACUUGCGACAAUCUUUGCACCCUGGCGUAAUCUCCUGCACAUCCCCCACGAUCACUCCACCGACGCGUAACUUGUCAUGGGGAAAAUCACAUCUAUGAAUUCUGUCAAUAAGGGCGAGAAGGAAAUACAAUUGCACCGCGGACAAAUUCGGACGAUAAGUCUGCGAGGACUUUUGACCCCCGGUUCAUCUGAAACCCUCAUGAUCAGGUAGGAUUAUGGGCCGAUCACUUCAACAGAUUGCUGCCGGGAGAUGUCCCCGUCACCCUAUAAUAUUACGACUUCAUGCACCCAGGGUGCUGGCGAUGAUAUAAAAGCAGGGGAAAUGGGACGGGGAAGGCUCUACCAGAUUGACAAGUUCUCAAGCGAUCGUCUGUUCUUCACUUGAGAUCUGAUCGUUGGAUUUUCUCUCCGUCCCUCUUUUCAUCAUGAAUUGGUUCGCCUUUGCCAAUUUAGCCUUGGGCCUGCUCUCCUGCAGUAGCCCAGUUGCUGCAUGUCCUGGAACAUCAAAGCUUCAAGCACGGGAUACAGUACUCACCCACCGCCCCGAGACGACGACUGUCAAUGCUACUGGCGGGACCUACGAAGCUUUCGAACCCGGCUACCUCGCCGGCACCUGGGAGGUGUUCAAGCGCGGGGAGUACGUGUCGCUCAACGGAACGGGAUACAUCCGCGUCCGCUGGGAGGUUGAGUACUGGAAAGGAGUCGGCCCUAUCUACGAGCCUACUUUCGAUGUCACCUCCGGCACGUUCCUCUUCGUGGCGGGAGGUGGCGGAUACCAGAUGACCGACAAGCCACAGGGCUGCCCUCAGGGAACUGGGUGCCUGAACUUUACCGGCGCAACCGAGUUCGGGUACAGCUACCCUUCGGACGAUUAUAACCCUUGGCACAACAUGUACUACUACCUUGACGGGUCGGUAAACAUCACGAACCACGAGGCUGGUGGGCUUUAUAACGUUGGUGUCAUGGCGUACAGCUACGAGAAUAUCUUGUCAGACAUCAACACGGCCCCGGCCACCUCGGGAAAUUUGAUAAAAUACGGAUAUUCGUAUGACCCGGCCGCAGGUUCAUGUCCCUGUUCGGCAUCGUGAAAGGCUAGUCUGCCGAUCGAGUGAGAGGAACAAUAAGACGUAGAUAUGUAGAUGUCUUGCUCCUCUAUUUUUACUUCUUUGAUGUAUAUAUCGAUAUAAAUAUUUCUACGAUGCCCAAUAUAUCUACCCAGGUAUGAUAUCAUUUGCUAGUAACGAAUAGCCUUGCGACUUGGUUGCGGAUCGCACACGAACGUAGAACUCCGGUUCUUGGCAAUGACGUAUGGUAGAAUCACCCUAGUCUACGGGGUUGUCCCAAAAUUAGCAACUUCAGACGAUCGGUGGUAACUAAAAAGAUAUCCCUAACGAGAAUAAACUAUGCAAGCCUCAACUCUCAGGUUUACGUGACAUGAAGAACAGCGAGAAUUCGUCGCAUUAGAGAACGGCUAUGUCUACCUGCACAGCCGAGUUAGGCUGCGCCGCAGUGACAUUCAGUGCCGAUCCGGACAUCGCUGGAAUUGGGGUAAGAACGUCUGACUACAGCCAUGGGUUAAGCCCUAUUACUUACUUAUUCUGUCAUAGGUUAUUCUUGCUUUCUUG